AUCAUGCUGAAUAAAUCCAGAGUCAUAAAAGAGCAUAAACUGCACACAGAUUCUGCAAUUAUAAAGUGAUUUUUUGGAAGAAGAUUGUCUCAUGUACUCAAAACAAUUAUGGCGCCAUCUUGAAAGUUCAAAUCAGGUCAACUAAACCCGAGCCCCGAAUCUAAUCCGGAAAUCGUCGGAUUUCCAGCAUACAUAUUCAAACCGCUCAAAACCAUUAAUCAUCCAACACUGCACUCGCGCGCGUGUCAUCAAAUAGCCUGCACAAACUCUCCUCUCCAGCUAAGUGUGAUCAUUUUUGUUUUGGAUUCCGUUCGCUAGCUGACGACGAUGGACCGGCAGCAGUCGGAGCAACGUUCGAGGUUUGUCGCUUACACCAAGAGUUCCAUUGCAAAAUCUCGGCCACCGAUAUUGAAGCAUCCGGAAACGCUGAAGGCUUCUAACGGCUCCAAGAUGUCGUCGGAGUACUCGGAGUACCGAUCGUCUUAUCUGCCGUACAAGUUAACCGAUAGUUUGGGUGGCACCCGGAAGGUAUCGAUGCUGAACGUCCCCAAGGAGAGACGGAACGGGUUGGAAGACUGCACGGAUGCGAUGAAGAGCAACAAGAAACGGUGUGAGAAGAACAACCUCCGACUGGUUGGCGAAACGAUGCUGAAGCCGGAAUACCGGGAAGAGUUUGUGGAGUUUCCGAUAGAAAAGUCCCAAUCGACGCCACAGUUGAAUAAUAUAAAUUUUAGUAAGAAUUUCUACGGAAUGCCAUCCGAGUACAAAGAGUGCUACAAGAGUUACGACAAUUUCACCAAGAGUGCACCGAUCAAGAAAAUCGACAAUUUGAGCAUCAGCGGACUGCUGGACCUGACUCCGGAGUACAAAGAUCGCUACCAGAAUCCGAUAACGAGCAGGUUCGAUCGGCCGUCGUAUUUGAAGCGUAAAGAUAAUCUUUUUCUGGACGGGGAGUUCACCAACCGGGUACCGGAAUAUUGCAGCAGCUACGGAAAUCCGAACUUGGCCAGGAAGCCGGCAAAGGCGAAGCCAAAGGACACCAUUCUGCAUCUGGACGGAGUCAUGAGCUACGAACCGGUCUACAGAUGCUCCUACAUUGACCAUCCCCGAAGUCGACCAGUAAUUGCGAAACCAGAGUCCAACAUCCAGCUGGGACAAUCCGACGAGUUCCAGGUUGUUGGCGAAGAAGAGUUGGCCAAAUUUCGAGCACUGCCAGAGUACCGGAAAGCCAAAAAGGAACUCCUCAUCAAACCUCGACCUCCACCGGCCAACAAGAGCAGCGUCCUUGCCCAAAAGAUCAUCAACGACAAAAACAAAAUCGGCCUCCGCCAGGACGGUCACACCGUGUCCACGAAGGUAACGGGACCGGCCGCCGAGGAUGAUCCCCCACGUGCCAUUCAACAGCCGAAGAAGCCUCAAAGUUUCAAGUACAUGCUGGAAAACGGCAACGAAAACGUAGAAAAGAAGCAACCCGCCGUCGACGCAAAUGCCCCCAAAUUCCAACCAGAAAGCAACAACAAACCAGUUCAACUCCACCAAAAACCCAUCUUUCACGACUCGAGGAGCCUGCUGCAACGCAACGGAACCAACGUGGUCGAGGCAAACACAAAGUACGUCAAGGAAGCCGCCGCUACUGGCCAGUAUAAUAGGCAAACCCACCACCGUAACAACAUCGUCAAGCAGCCGCCGCCGGUGAAACCGUUUGUGGUGUUGAACGCACCUGCGAAAACACGAAACAAACACUGGCUCGGGCCCACAACCAUAUAUGAUUCGUAUAUUUACUAGAACUUAGUGCAAAAAACUAAAUAUUUAUACAGAUAUAACCCUGCCGCGGCGGUAUAUAUGUUUAUAUAUGUGUCUAUACCAGUACUCUAGUGUUAGCAAAAUAAAUAAAAAUAAUGAAAAAACCCAAAAAGGUUCCUUUUUUG
This is a messenger RNA of Culex pipiens pallens (northern house mosquito), 1928 nucleotides long. RefSeq lists its product as uncharacterized. The record is from RefSeq and is a predicted model, not a curated record. NCBI's taxonomy places the organism in Eukaryota, Metazoa, Arthropoda, Insecta, Diptera, Culicidae. The coding region runs from base 328 to 1785 and encodes 485 amino acids. The transcript is spliced from 4 exons.